AUGUCGGCCUCGUCAGACCGCGACAACAAGCCAUCGUUGCCCAAGUUCGAGCCACUGCCGCCGACCAAUUUCCUCAACAGACUGAUCAAUCGCAUCCUCGCUCCGCUCUUCUAUCUGGUCUUCACCCUCAUUACCAGCAUCGUCGUCGUUCCGGUCUACGUCAUGAUCGACAGCUUCAGGCAUGGCCGCAGCAAGUCUGGCGGCGAGCGUGUCGCGAGGGACGAAUCCAGCCAGUAUCCAGGCCAAGCAGACAAGACCAACAAAGCCUCCAGCUUUCUGCGCGAGUAUGGACGGAGCUAUGGUGGGACGAGGAAGUCGGAGAAGACAGGAUAA
Molecule: messenger RNA, 333 nt
Organism: Fonsecaea multimorphosa CBS 102226
Lineage: Eukaryota; Fungi; Ascomycota; Eurotiomycetes; Chaetothyriales; Herpotrichiellaceae
Exons: 1
Coding region: 1-333 (110 amino acids)
Source: RefSeq, a predicted model, not a curated record